Macrobrachium nipponense is the source of this 663-nucleotide messenger RNA. RefSeq lists its product as uncharacterized. The transcript has 4 exons. The record is from RefSeq and is a predicted model, not a curated record. Lineage: Eukaryota; Metazoa; Arthropoda; Malacostraca; Decapoda; Palaemonidae. Bases 1 to 663 code for a protein of 220 amino acids.
AUGAAGAACAGUGUGGAAAAGAAUCAGACUACAGAGAAGACUGAAACUAAACAAGCUGAGUGUUUAGCAACCAGUGGAAAUAUAACCUCAAGUAGAUCAAGUGAAGGAUCUUUGAACUCAGAAGAUUUAUUCCAGGGAAGUGAUGUUUCCCCUAUUGCUGACCAAGAAGAGAUUUCCCAAGAUGAAGAAAAACCUGUUGUUCCUGAAGAUACUCUGAGUAGUCAAAGUGUUCCUGGAGACAAAAACAAUGAUGGCUAUGAAUUAGGAGCUGAGAGCAAGAUGUAUAAUUCUUCAAUUUUGAAAAAUUUGGAGGAUAAACUGAAACAUCUGAGUGUUGAACAAGAUCAGUUACUUGAUGAUAUUGGACAAGCCAAGUUUGUUUCUAAGAUAGACUUGUUGAAAGGAUAUAAUCAAAUUCCCUUAGAUGAAAUUGCUAAGUUGCUGUCAGCUUUUAUUACUCCUUUUGGACUGUAUCAGUAUAAUGUUCUGCUGUUUGGUCUAAUGAAUGCACCUGCAACAUUCCAGCGAGGAAUGGAUCAACUACUAGGAUCUAUAGAAGGAGUAAGUGUAUACCUGAAUGAUAAAGUAAUUCACAACAUGGGAAGAACAUCUGAAGAUUCUGAGGAAAGUUUUCAAGAAACUACGAGAAGCAGGAUUAAGUGA